AUGUUUUUGCUCUGUGUUUCACUUAUUAGCUGCGUUUCGUAUUCACAAACAACCCACCCAAAAAUUGUGUCUGUAUAUCCAGAAGCUGUCCCUUGUGUCGGUUCACACAAAGUUUCAAUAACAACGGAAGACACAAUCGACACAUCAACUCAACUCUCGUGUUAUUUCAACGAAAACGAAAUGCCAUUCAUUUCAAGCGACGACACACAUGGAACCUGUUAUUCACCAGAUUUUUCGGGGAUGCUAGAACCCCCUGUUUUUGUGGAGUACCUUCUUAUUGAUUCGAAAGGUAAACCACCAAAGCAGAACAUAACAAAGAAAAUGACAUUUUACAACGUGACACUCCGAAGUGGUGUCCAGUCGACAUUUAAGAAAAACCAGGUCCUUUUUUUACAAGGCGAAGGAUUUAUAGAGGAUAAAAACUCACAGUGUAUACUCAAACAACAUAACACGACAUUUAUGGUGAAGGGACUUUUUAGCACUCCAACAGUGUUCAUCUGUUAUAUCGAAGACAUUCUUGGAAAAUUGGUUGGUCAAACUAUGAACAUCACCCUCAACUUAAAUGGUCAAGACGAGUCGCUUUCUGUGUUAGAAUAUCAGUUCACGGAAUUUUCAGAAUCAACACACAUCUUAGCGUUCAUCGUCAUUUCCUUAUCGAUAUUAUUUGUGGUUGUCCUUCUCACUCUUUUGGCCGUUUUCAUUCUGAAGAACAUCUUAAAAAAGAAGACGGAUGUCUUGCAAGACCUUAUCAAUCCCGGAGAAGUGUUGUGUGAAGAAGUCAUUGGCUCCGGUAGUUUCGGUGAUGUCUGGCGAGCGAAAUGGCGAGGUGAGAAUAUCGCAGUUAAGUUGAUUCCAACACGCUCGAUGGUCAAAUCCGACGUUUUGGAAUGUGUGAAAGAAAUACAGUUGAUGCGGCGUUUGACCCACCCAAAUGUCCUUCAAUUUUUUGGCUGUGGUACUGACGAGAACUACAUAUUAAUAGCGAUGGCACUGAUGGAACGCGGUUCCGUCCAUCAAAUGUUGUCCGACAAAAGUUUUUAUUUAUCAUGGCCUCGGCGCCUUCAAAUGCUUCACGACGUUGCAAUGGGGAUGAAUUACCUCCACACCCAAACUCCCCCGAUUAUCCACCGUGAUUUGAAAUCGCACAAUUUGUUAGUUGAUCAGAAUUGGAGUGUUAAAGUGAGUGACUUUGGCUUAUCCGUAACAACAGGAGAAAUGAUUAAAACCACGAUAUGCGGUACCUUAGCCUGGAUCGCACCCGAGAUAUUGAGUGGUCAACCUUACAACACCAAAGUCGAUGUAUACAGCUUUGGUAUUGUUAUGUGGGAAUUCUUAACUCGUGACGUUCCCUAUAAAAAUGUACCUCCCCAGAGUCUUCCCAAUUACGUCACACAAGUUGGCUUACGUCCAAAACUGGCUGGAGAGGUCGACAACGAUUAUUUGGAAUUGAUGACGUUGUGUUGGAAAAAGCAGCCUGUUUUUCGCCCAGACUUUGCAGAAGUCUGCCAACUGCUUUCAGCUUUGAUUGCAAAGAAAGUGGACAUCACUCCUUUGAAUUAA
Molecule: messenger RNA, 1560 nt
Organism: Entamoeba invadens IP1
Lineage: Eukaryota; Evosea; Mastigamoebida; Endamoebidae
Product: serine/threonine protein kinase-transforming protein Rmil, putative
Exons: 1
Coding region: 1-1560 (519 amino acids)
Biological process (GO): protein phosphorylation
Molecular function (GO): ATP binding; protein kinase activity
Source: RefSeq, a predicted model, not a curated record